CCGUGGCUGUCAUUUCAUUGAUGGUGGUGCCGUAUGUCUCCUAGUUUUAUUUUUAAUUAUUUUUCUUGAAGUCAUGUUAAUUUAACCACAAAUGAAAACAUGUCACUCAGGGAAAAUUUAAUUGAACUUGGCUGGCAUCUAAGUGAAGAAGGUGUUGAUAUUGUUAGUGAAAAUGGUCAAAUAGAAGAUAUAGAUAUUAUUACGAAGAAAGCAUUAGAUUAUGAUUUAAGAGAUAUUGGAGACGCAGCGCUUCCUGAAGACUUUACUAAAGAGCCGUCUAAGUUAGAGAAGCCAGUGAUACUGCAAAUACAGAAGAUUAGGAAUGUAUCAGCUCCGAAGGCAAAUGAGGAAUCCACAUCUGCUCCUCGAAUGCUUAAGUUAACGUUGCAUGACGGUAAAACAACAUGUACAGGCCUAGAAACGAGUCCUAUAUCCAGUUUAAGUAUUAAUACUCCACCGGGCACAAAGGUGUUGCUAAGCAAUGAAGGGCUCGAAGUGUGCCAUGGUGUGGUGUGGUUGGUGCCAGAUGUUAUAUCUGUUUUGGGGGGAAAAGUUACUCAUAUGAUAGAAAAGUGGGAACUAAACAGGAGUCUUGCCAAGCAUACUAGAGGGGGUAUAGGAGUGGACGGUGGACCUCCUCCAUGGAUUCCAUUUGGACAGAGACUGGAAGCUCUCACACUAGACAAGCAGUUCAAGAGUUUGUCGGAAGCUGCCAAGCAGGACAAUGCAGAGUUUGAAGCUCAGAGGAAAGGCGCCAUUGCCGAAGCACAGAAACUGUCUUCUGGUGUUAAGAAGGUCUUUGGCGGAGGAACUAAACCUUUAUUGGAUGCAAAUGUCCAAAAGAUAGUAGAUGCAGGAUUUUCAGAAGAACAGGCUGAAAAUGCUCUUAAAUACACCAAGAAUAAUGUUGACAGGGCUCUUAAGAUUUUACAGAAGAGAGAUAACUCAGAAAGUAGGAGUAAAGAAAAGCAACAGAAGGAGCCUGAACCACCUAAACGAAAAGGCCGGAAUAAGGACUUGAAUGAUGAGGACAUACAAGUGAAACCAUCAGGAAAGGUGUCCUUAUUUGAUUUCCUAGAAGAUAAACUGCCCAAUGUACCUGAUAAGGAUAAGAGCAAUCGCCAGAACAGCUCCUCACAAGAGGAUAGAGGUGAUAGAAAUAAUUUCAAUUAUAGGGACAGGAAUAGUGGGGGCCGAAAUAACAAUCGCAAUCAAGGGUCAAGGUACGACGGUGCCAACCGACAAAGAUCUGAUGGUAGGGGACAUUAUUCUCACGAUAAUCAUUCACAUAGAGACGAUAGAAAAUACCAGGCGCAGAGUGAAAAACCGCCGCGAUUCCAGAGGAAGUUAGAGGAGAAAAACAAACAACAGAUGCAGUUUCAACAUCAACACCAGAACCAGAAUCAAUUCCAGGCCAACAGCAUGAAUAACAUGAAUAUGCAUUAUAACAAUUCAUAUCAAACUCUGCCUCCGCCGCCACAGAGCCAUUAUAAUGAUAAGAAUAUGAGAAGCGACAGAAAUUAUAAUAAUGAGAAUAAAAUGCAGCAGCAGCAACAACAACAACAACAACAACAACAACAACAGCAGCAACACCAACAACAGCAGCAGCAACAACAACAGCAACAACAUCACCAGCAACAGCAACAAAAUUAUCGUAAUGCAGCUAGUGCUAUGGAGAGUUUAGUGGACGCUACAGCUAACCUGAACUUGUUGGCUAGUCAGCGGGCUGUGGAAGAAUUACAGCAGCCGCGGAACUACCCGCCUCUAGAACAAGUGUACGCGAAGCAAGCGUACCUAGCAGCACAAAGUAUGGCGGACAUCCCGCCGUUCAGACGGGGUGCUGAACUGCAGAAGUACCCGGAACAGGGCUACGCGCGUAGUCGGCAGCCCAAUGGCUACGUAGAACCUCGUCAGAACCCCAUGUAUAGCGGCGCGGGCUACGUAGGCAACGCCGGCGGCUACGCGGGCCGCCAGUUCGGCUACGCGCGUAGUGAGUUCGCGGGCGUGCGGACGGCGCCGUUCCUCGCCAACUCGCUGUUGGGCUUCCAGAAUGCCGCCGUCAAUGAGCAGGCGCGCGCAAUGCUUGGCGUCGCUGACAUCAACUGGAAGGUUGGCGACCGCUGCCUGGCGCUGUACUGGGAGGACAAUAAUUUCUACGAAGCCGAGAUCACAGGCAUAUCGGCCAACACAGUAGUAGUGAAGUUCUGUGCGUACGGCAACCACGAGGAGAUUCUCAAGACGAAUUGCCUGCCCUUCCCCAAUCAAGGGUCCCCCGCGGACAGCGCGGCGUACCUGGCGCAGCGCGGCGUGUUCGCGGCGCGCCGGCCCUAGUGCCGCGCGGGGCCGCCCCGCGCCGGCCCGCGCCCCGCCAGCUGACCCGCGCCCCACCCCGCGCCCCACCCCGCGCCC
Molecule: messenger RNA, 2409 nt
Organism: Helicoverpa zea (corn earworm)
Lineage: Eukaryota; Metazoa; Arthropoda; Insecta; Lepidoptera; Noctuidae
Product: tudor domain-containing protein 3-like
Exons: 7
Coding region: 100-2331 (743 amino acids)
Biological process (GO): mRNA processing
Cellular component (GO): nucleus; cytoplasm
Molecular function (GO): RNA binding; protein binding
Source: RefSeq, a predicted model, not a curated record